Molecule: messenger RNA, 2796 nt
Organism: Pneumocystis jirovecii RU7
Lineage: Eukaryota; Fungi; Ascomycota; Pneumocystomycetes; Pneumocystales; Pneumocystaceae
Product: plasma membrane ATPase
Exons: 1
Coding region: 1-2796 (931 amino acids)
Biological process (GO): proton export across plasma membrane; regulation of intracellular pH
Cellular component (GO): plasma membrane
Molecular function (GO): ATP hydrolysis activity; ATP binding; P-type proton-exporting transporter activity
Source: RefSeq, a predicted model, not a curated record
AUGGAUGAAAAGACAGAAUAUGUUGUUAGAAAAGACACGGUGUAUUAUAAUUAUGUUAGCAGCUUUGAAGAAUUAGACAAGCCGUUGAAAGAUCUGGAAAAAGGAACAGAAGGAGUAUGUUCAUUAGAAGAAGAUGAAGAAGAUGAAGAUAUUAAUGCAUUAAUUGAUGAGCUUGAUUCUCAAGAUGGUGACCAGGAAGAUAAUAUGGAAGAUACAUGUCCUCAAUCGCAUCGAGCGGUUCCCGAAGAGCUAUUAGCAACAGAUACACGGAUUGGCUUAACAAGCCAAGAAGUAAUUAAUAGAAGAAAGAAAUAUGGGCACAACAAGAUGAAGGAAGAAAAAGAAAACAUGGUUGUUAAAUUUUUGAUGUAUUUUGUUGGACCCGUUCAGUUUGUGAUGGAAGCAGCAGCUAUUCUUGCAGCAGGUCUUCAGGAUUGGGUAGAUUUUGGUGUGAUAUGUGCAUUGCUUCUUUUAAACGCUAUUGUUGGAUUCGUUCAGGAAUUUCAAGCAGGGUCAAUUGUUGAUGAACUUAAGAAAACCCUUGCUUUGAAAGCAACUGUUCUCCGGGAUGGACGACUUGUUGACAUUGAAGCUUCUGAAGUUGUCCCUGGGGAUAUUCUGCAGCUCGAAGAAGGGUCUAUCGUUCCAGCAGAUGGCCGUAUUGUUACAGAAGAGGCAUAUCUUCAAGUCGACCAGUCUGCUAUAACAGGCGAGUCUUUGGCGGUAGAAAAACGUAAGGGUGAUAGUAUUUAUUCAUCAUCUACGGUUAAACGUGGUGAAACAUUUAUGAUUGUUACUGCUACAGGUGAUGCAACGUUUGUGGGACAUGCAGCUUCUCUUGUUAAUAAAGCAUCGUGUGGAACAGGUCAUUUUACAGAUGUUCUUAAUCGUAUCGGUACUAUUCUUCUCGUGCUGGUUGUUUUUACCCUCCUUGUUGUUUAUAUAUCAGCUUUCUAUCGGUCGACAAAUACUAUUACAAUUUUAAAAUUUACUUUGGCUAUUACUAUAAUUGGUGUGCCGGUUGGUCUUCCCGCUGUUGUUACUACUACUAUGGCUGUUGGUGCUGCAUAUCUUGCAAAAAAGAAGGCUAUUGUCCAAAGACUUUCUGCUAUAGAGUCUCUUGCUGGUGUCGAAAUUCUAUGCUCUGAUAAAACGGGUACUUUAACAAAAAAUAACCUUUCUCUUGCAGAACCAUAUACUGUCGAUGGAAUUUCUUGUGAUGAGCUUAUGCUAACUGCUUGCCUAGCAGCUUCGCGUAAAAAGAAGGGUCUUGAUGCUAUCGAUAAAGCUUUCCUUAAAGCACUUCGGAAUUAUCCCGCUGCAAGAUCAGCACUUUCUAAAUAUCGUGUUAUUAAAUUCUAUCCUUUUGAUCCUGUUAGCAAAAAGGUUACUGCUAUUGUCGAAUCACCUUCUGGUGAAAAAAUUGUAUGUGUAAAAGGUGCACCUCUUUUUGUUCUUAGGACUGUUGAAGAUGAUCAUCCUGUUUCCGAAGAUAUUCAAAAUGCUUAUAAGGAUAAAGUUGCUGAGUUUGCAUCUCGUGGGUAUAGAUCUCUUGGUAUUGCUCGUAGAAUUGGUAAUUCUAAUUGGGAAAUUUUGGGUAUUAUGCCUUGUUCUGAUCCACCGCGUUGUGAUACUGCACGUACUAUCAGUGAAGCCAUUCGUCUUGGUCUUCGUAUCAAAAUGUUAACAGGAGACGCUGUUGGCAUUGCAAAAGAAACUGCUCGUCAACUUGGCAUGGGUACUAAUGUUUAUAAUGCUGAACGCCUUGGUCUUGGCGGUGGAGGCGAUAUGCCUGGGUCUGAAGUAUAUGAUUUUGUUGAAGCAGCGGAUGGUUUUGCUGAAGUAUUUCCACAACAUAAAUACAAUGUUGUUGAAAUCUUGCAACAACGUGGAUAUCUUGUUGCUAUGACCGGUGACGGCGUUAAUGAUGCACCUUCUCUUAAAAAGGCAGAUACUGGUAUUGCUGUUCAAGGAGCUUCUGAUGCAGCACGUUCUGCUGCUGAUAUUGUCUUUUUGGCUCCUGGUCUUUCUGCAAUUAUCGAUGCAUUGAAGACGUCUAGACAGAUUUUCCAUCGAAUGUACGCAUAUGUUGUUUACCGUAUUGCUUUAUCUCUUCAUCUGGAAAUUUUCUUGGGUCUAUGGAUUGUUAUUUUUAACCAUCUUAUGAUUCUAGAACUGGUUGUCUUUAUUGCUAUUUUUGCUGAUAUUGCUACCUUGGCUAUUGCAUAUGAUAAUGCACCAUACUCAUUAUUCCCUACUAAAUGGAAUUUGCCUAAGCUUUGGGGUCUUUCACUUCUUCUUGGUGUUGCUUUAGCUAUUGGAUCAUGGAUUGCCGUAACUACGAUAUACGUUAAUGACAAUGCUUAUGGUAUUGUUCAAAAGUAUGGCAACAUAGACUCUGUUAUGUUUCUUGAAAUUUCGCUCACUGAAAAUUGGCUUAUUUUUAUUACACGUGCUAAUGGUCCAUUUUGGUCAUCAUUACCGUCAUGGCAAUUAUUCGGUGCAGUAUUUCUUGUUGACGUCAUUGCUACAUUAUUUUGUAUCUUUGGCUGGUUUACUGGAACUAAAGAACAUGGUCUUGAGCCUACUUCUGUAAUUACUGUUGUUCGUGUUUGGCUUUUUUCAUUUGGAGUAUUCUGUAUUAUGGCUGGUAUCUAUUAUUUACUUUCUGAUUCUGUAGCAUUUGACAAUAUUAUGCACGGAAAAAGUGUUAAAAAGAACACAAAGCAACGCUCUUUAGAAGAUUUUGUUGUUGCUUUACAAAGAAUGUCAACAAAGCAUGAAAAAGGCGAAUAG